This is a messenger RNA of Dermacentor albipictus, 477 nucleotides long. RefSeq lists its product as uncharacterized. The record is from RefSeq and is a predicted model, not a curated record. Gene Ontology annotation, molecular function: nucleic acid binding. Lineage: Eukaryota; Metazoa; Arthropoda; Arachnida; Ixodida; Ixodidae.
AUGGGCAGACUCUGCGGGCUGUACGAAGAGGUGAUUGGGAGGCGUCCAGCGAACAACGCACAGCUGCCUCCUCCCCAGAGGCCACCCAUACCCAUCAUCGCAGAGCUGCCCGGCGUUUCCAAAGGGCGCUCCCCGACUUGUGCCCUUCAACAGACGGCUGCCUCCCUCCUGCAUGAGGACCACGGAGGAAACCUGCAGAUCUACGUUGACGGCUCGGUGAUGCCGGACACAGGCUCGUCGACUGCGGCCUGCGUGGAGCUGCCAGUGGCCCCAGUGACCAUCUACUGCGACUCCAAGGCGGCACUUCUCAGCCUGCAGAGGCCAGAAAGGGCCAGCCUCGGGGUUGCCCUGCUCUCGACAAGGCUGAUGGCGCUCCAGGAGGCGGGCUGCUCAGUGUCCCUGCACUGGCUUCCAGCCCACGUAGGGAUACCGGGCAACGAGGAAGCAGAUGCACUGGCAAAGCGUGCCCACCACUGA